Juglans microcarpa x Juglans regia is the source of this 2730-nucleotide messenger RNA. Its product is annotated as serine/threonine-protein kinase 3/4. The record is from RefSeq and is a predicted model, not a curated record. The coding region runs from base 67 to 2604 and encodes 845 amino acids. Gene Ontology annotation, biological process: intracellular signal transduction; regulation of MAPK cascade; protein phosphorylation. The transcript is spliced from 19 exons. Gene Ontology annotation, molecular function: ATP binding; protein kinase activity. NCBI's taxonomy places the organism in Eukaryota, Viridiplantae, Streptophyta, Magnoliopsida, Fagales, Juglandaceae.
CACUCUGGCAGUUUCCUUCAUACUUUCGGUUCCAAACUUCCACUUCGGAGUCGCUCACUCCGAGAAAUGGAUCCGAGCUCCGCCUAUCGCCGGACCCGCAGCCCCCGGACCAAGUCUGAUCUCUACUCCACCGUCGUCAUUCACGGAGACGAAGAUGCCUCCGAUUCCGACUCCGAAAAACAACAAAACGAAAAGCAAAAGCGACGCAAACCCCAAAGCAAAGCACAGACACGGGAACAACAACAAGAAGAAGACCUUUACGCUACAAUGGUUUACAAGGACCAAGAGGAAGAAGAAGAAGACGACGAAGACUACUCCUCUCUUCCCCCACUCCUAAAACGCCUCCCCAAGGACUUCGGCGGCGGAGCCUCAAUCGACUAUGACGACGACCACGAUAGCGCAGAUUUCGACACAGUGAUCGUCAAGACCGAUCGCACUCGCUCCCGCAACCUGUCUUCUUCGUCUUCCUACUUCUCCUCGAAGCCCCGGAGCUCGCCACUCUCGGAAUACUAUUCUGCGAGCCCUGGAAAUAGAAUGAUCGGUGGUGAUGACGUUGAGGGUGAUGGGGACGGCGACGGGUUUUCAACGUUUGUGGUGAGGUCUACCCUGAGGGCGAGCGAGAGGGAGUCGUUGAGCGGGACCGUGUUGAGGAGGACCGGUGGUGGUAAGGGGACGGGGGACUCGACGAUGGGGCGGGCCGUGGCCAGUAUGCAAGCGGUUGGGGAAUUAGGGUUUGGGAAGCAGAGGAAGGGGAGCGGGUCUUCACAGGGUGGGGAGGAAGUUCGGCAGCUCACGACCAAGGUCUCUUCGAGUUCGAUUCCGGAGAGUGUUACCAGGGAAGAUCCUACGACCAAGUACGAAUUGCUCAAUGAGCUUGGGAAAGGGUCAUAUGGGGCCGUUUACAAAGCUAGGGAUAUAAGAACUUCGGAGCUGGUCGCUAUCAAAGUCAUAUCGUUAUGUGAAGGGGAGGAGGGAUAUGAAGAAAUUCGUGGUGAGAUUGAGAUGUUGCAGCAGUGUAGUCAUCCAAAUGUUGUUCGUUACCUUGGAAGCUACCAAGGGGAGGAAUAUCUUUGGAUAGUGAUGGAAUACUGUGGGGGUGGAAGUGUUGCUGACUUGAUGAACGUGACAGAGGAGCCUUUGGAGGAGUAUCAAAUAGCAUAUAUUUGUAGGGAAGCAUUGAAGGGCCUUGCUUAUUUGCACUCAAUUUUCAAGGUCCAUAGAGAUAUUAAGGGUGGGAAUAUUUUGUUAACUGAGCAAGGAGAUGUCAAGUUGGGUGAUUUCGGGGUUGCAGCGCAGCUGACAAGGACCAUGUCAAAGCGCAAUACGUUCAUUGGCACUCCACAUUGGAUGGCUCCAGAAGUUAUUCAAGAAAGUCGCUAUGAUGGAAAGGUGGAUGUGUGGGCUCUUGGUGUGUCGGCCAUAGAAAUGGCAGAGGGACUUCCUCCAAGAUCGGCAGUACAUCCAAUGAGGGUUUUAUUCAUGAUAUCCAUUGAGCCAGCUCCGAUGCUUGAAGAUAAAGAGAAAUGGUCUCUUGUGUUCCAUGAUUUUGUUGCAAAGUGCCUAACAAAAGAGCCUCGUUUACGCCCGACUGCAUCUGAGAUGUUGAAACACAAAUUCAUUGAGAAAUGCAAAUAUGGACCCUCUGCAAUGUUCCCAAAGAUUGACAAGGCCAGGAAACUUAGGGCCUCCAUGGCUCUGCAAGUACAAAGUCUUGCUCCAGCCUUGACAGAAGAUGAUCCACAGGAAACUCCAAAACAGAAUGAAGAUUAUGGAGAUACUGUUCCAUCAAGGCCUUAUAAUAUUGGGCUUCAAGUUGCAAAUGAAGUACCUACAGCUAGCACUUUGAGGAAGCAGAACAUAUCAGAUGCUGGGAAACCGGUUGGGGAAAGUAACUUUGACACUGUAAUAGUUCAUGGUGGAGACAAGAUGGAAAAUACAGCCAAGCAGACACAAGUUUCCAAUGAUAGAGAACCCUCACCUUCUCUUGAACAUGUUGAAAGCCUUUCUAUGAAUGACACAGGAGGGCAAUCGGCUGUGCUCCUGAUGGAGAAUAGUAAAGAUAUUGAUGUAAACAACACUUUAGUUGGAGAGCCAAAUGAGGAGAGCCUCAAAACAAAAGUUUUUUCUCAGGCGGAGCUUGGAGGUGGCAGUGGUAUAAGCAGUGGCACGUUGAACAAUGAUACUGUUAGCCGAAAAGCUUUUGCAUUGCAAGAUAAGCUUUGGUCCAUAUAUGCAGCUGGUAAUACAGUGCCGAUUCCGUUCUUAAGGGCAACCGAUAUAUCCCCUAUUGCUCUUCUGUCAGACAAUGUGCUUGGAGGCAUGCAGUGGGAUAAUGGUGGAACUGUAGCCAUAGAGGCAUUGCAGGAGCUCUUUACUGGUGAUGGACAGUCUAGAAAGGGUCGAAGAGGUCAAAAUGAGAUGCCCCUUCCUCCAAGCGUUUACCAAAGGCUCACUUCAAGCUCUACCCUACUGAAUUUGGCACAGGCUUUAGCAUACCACAAAAUGUGUUACGAAGAUAUGCCACUUCAGGAGUUGCAGGCAACACAGGAGCAGCAGACCAUUCAAAAUAUUUCUGAUACUCUUAGAACUAUUCUACGGUUGUAGGUUCGCAAAUUCUGCGGUCCGUUUGGCUGUUUGGUUUGUUUCCUUCAUUUAUGUAUUUGUGUGGUGUCUUUAGCUUUUCCCUAUUAUUUAAGACAUUAUAAUUCAAAGCUGAUUUUUUUUUUCCUC